This is a messenger RNA of Pieris macdunnoughi, 1548 nucleotides long. The record is from the annotation of a GenBank genome assembly. Lineage: Eukaryota; Metazoa; Arthropoda; Insecta; Lepidoptera; Pieridae.
AUGGCUGUAUUGCAAUUAACUUCUUCGAUACUCCAUGAGAUAUUUCUCUUGGGGUUUGUCAGCUUACUCUUAGUAUACGUUUGGUUCAAAUAUAGGUUUACGUACUGGGCCAGAAAAGGCGUACAAGGUCCUAAGCCGGAGUUCCCGUUCGGAAAUGUAAGACAAGUUAUCCAGCGAAAGCAACAAUUCUUCCAGCCAUUCUGUGACACUUAUUAUCAAUUUAAAAAGUUGCCGUAUGUCGGAGUUUAUUCCUUCCACACACCAGUACUAUGUAUUAACGAUCCGGAUCUAGCAAAGCACAUUAUAAUAAAAGAUUUUGACCAUUUCCAAUCGCAUGGGAUAUUCUCAAGUGCAAGUGUUGGCGAGCCUCUAGGGGGACAUCUUUUCAAUAUAGCUGGACCAAAAUGGAGAACAAUUCGUACGAAAAUUUCACCAGCUUUCACGCCGGUAAAACUUAAGUCGUUUUUCCCCUUAGUGGAGAAAAUAGCAUCCCAAGCGGUCGAAUAUGGUGACGCACACUAUGCUGAAGGGAAACCUGUUGACUUCUCAGAGUUUUAUGCAAAAUACGCUAUGGAAAUCGUUGGUAGUGUAGGGUUUGGUGUUGAAAAUGAUGGGUUGAAGAAGGAAACCGAGUUCUAUCAGCGAGGAAACGAAUAUUUUGUACCAAAAACUAUAUAUUGGACAGUAAUUAGGGCCAUAUCAUUUUUCGCUCCCGAUAUUUUCAAAAAAAUGGGAGUGAACCGAACAAAUCCCGCCAUUAAUAACUUCUUUUACAAUCUCGUCAAAGACACUGUUAGUUUUCGAGAGAAAAACAACUAUUAUAGAAACGACUUCCUGCAAACGCUUAUAGAAUUACAGAAAAGUGAAAGCGAAAAACAAGUUGGCAAUGGAUCAAACCAAUUUACGUUUACUGACGUAGCAGCAAACACUAUGCUCUACAUGUUCGCUGGCUACGAGACAUCUGCUACUACGGGAAUGUUCGCUGCCUACGAAAUGGCGCGUAACCCUCAUGUACAGGACAAAGUCAGGCAGGAAGUACAAACGGUCCUCGCAAAAUACGACGGACAAUUCACUUACGAAGCCCAAAACGAAAUGACCUAUACGAAUAUGGUGCUAGAUGAAACAAUGCGUAUACAUCCACCACUACGUGCAUUAUUCCGGAGAUGCAACAAAGACUACAAACUCCCUGACUCUGACUUAGUAAUUGAAAAUGGUACCUUGGUAUUCGUACCAAUUCAGUCAAUACAAAUGGACCCAGAUAUUUUUGAAGAUCCAGAAAGAUUCGACCCGGAGCGAUUCGCGCCUGAGAAGAAAGCUAAAAUGCAUCCUUGCAUUUGGAUGCCAUUUGGCGAAGGUCCACGGAAAUGUCUAGGUUUACGUCAAGGGUAUAUUCAGUCGAAGAUGGCUCUGGUGAAAUUAUUAACAAAAUAUGAAUUCACUUUACAUGAGAAAACCAUUGAGCCACUUCAAAUUAAGCCAACAUCAUUGGCUUGUGCUGCAGAGGGAGGUAUAUGGAUAAACUUAAAGCCUCUAGAAAACGCGUGCUAG